This is a messenger RNA of Ostrinia nubilalis (European corn borer), 5641 nucleotides long. RefSeq lists its product as uncharacterized. The record is from RefSeq and is a predicted model, not a curated record. Gene Ontology annotation, biological process: proteolysis. Bases 136 to 4818 code for a protein of 1560 amino acids. Lineage: Eukaryota; Metazoa; Arthropoda; Insecta; Lepidoptera; Crambidae. Gene Ontology annotation, molecular function: serine-type endopeptidase activity. The transcript is spliced from 15 exons.
UGUCACACAGACUUGUUGGUGUUUCGAAAAACGGUGACGUCACGAAAAUUUUAAAUACGAACGCGUUCGGCUCGCAAGUUUCAGUGCGUGGUGCGAUCUAGUGAAGUGACUACGUGGUGCUUAUAGUCGAUAAAAAUGAAGCCACUACAGGCAGUGGUGGCCAUCUGCCUGGUACUCGCCAUAGGCGCUCGCUCCGAAACCCUCGAGAACACCAAGGAGUCUACCAAAGACGUCAUAUCAGAAUCUGAACAAAGCGAACCUCAAGCAAGAGCCGAACGCUGCACAACUUGCUCAGGAGGCGUCAAGCUAAGCUUCAAAUCUCCCAACGAUGUGCUUGCAGCGAUCCAAGCGCUGCCCGGAGGAGAAGUCCACACUCAGCAGUCUUUCGAAGGCUGCUCAAGCGACAAGGGCUGCGCUGGACUAAAAGUGAAAGACGGACGCGUCGUCGAAAAAUUCGGAAACGUAGACGCGUUCCAAGCAGCUGCAGCCGCUGAUACUGGCAACGAAUUCCAGUUCCAUGCUGGCGGUGGUUUGGGAAAUGUCUUUGAAGGUGGCAUCCCUGAUGGAGGUCCAUUCUGGUGGAUGAACCAGAACUCGCCAUUCAAAAACGGCGCCGCUGGUGGAAACUUCGAGAAAUUCAGCAAAUCGUCCAGCUCUUUCACUAGCAGCGGAACAGCAGGCGCUGGUGGUGUUGAUAUCGCUGCGAAUCCAUUCCUGAACGGUGAUUUCUCGAAAUUGGCAGGAGGAUUCGGUGCUGGUGCCGAAUCUAAGCCCGGAUUCUCGUCUUCUUCAUUCGAAUCGUCGUCUUUCAGUUCUUCAAGCAAAGGGGACGUUGAUAUCUCGAAGAACCCCUUCCUGAAUGGAGGCGUUAAGUUCGGACAGAACGGUUUCGCCGCGCAAGGCGGAUUUGGAGCUGGAAGCGCGCAGUUUGGCGCUGGAGCGGCCGGUGCUGGUCAAUCAGGCGCAGGACAAGCCGCUAGUCAAUUUGGAGCAAGCCAGAGCGCUUUCUCCGCAUCUAACAACGCAUUCGGAGCUCAGGGCAGCCAAGGAGCUGGAGCUGGAAACAGCGGGCUCACAUCAGGAUCAGCUCAAGGUGGUGCCUUCGGCGGCGGCUUCUCAGGCUCUGCCUUCAAUGCUGCUUCCAACAAAUUCGGUGCUUCAGGAUAUACCGGAUCUUCUCCCAGCCCAUUCACGGCUUCAACCGGUUCCAACGUGAAUCUGAUCCAAAGCUCCCAAAAGGGCAGCGAAUUCGACUUCGAACAGCAGCAGCAAACCCAACAGAACAUCGAUGAGGCUUUCCAGUCGACUGGAAAUGUGCAUGCCCAUGAGCAUUCUGGUGGAGACUUGCAGCAGACCUGUGCUGGACAAGGCUACGUGUGCGUCCACAAGGCUCAGUGCAACAACGGUGUAGUGAACACGAACGGAGCUGGCGUUAUUCAGGCGAGAACCCAGAAACAAUAUUGUAACACGAGAACCGAAAUCUGCUGCAGGAUCGAAGUCUCCUCAGUUGGAGCUGGAAGCGUUCAAGGAUCCUCAAGCUUUGGAGCCCAAGGAAGUCAAUCAGCGUUCGGCGCGACCAAUAACAGAGGAACAAGCAAAUUUGGUGUGUCCGGAUCAGUCGGAACUGGACUCGCUCCCCCUGCUAACAAAAUCAACAACGUAUAUAAAUCCACUAGCCAGUCCAACUUCGUCGAGACGGAUUCCUUCUCCGCUGGCAGUGAAGUCGCUGGUGUUUUCAGACCUGGCGCAGGCCCUGGUCUGAAGCCUGGAAUUCCUUACCUACCUCCAGUAGACACUGUGACCCAACCUUCCUUCAUCAGCUCUACUUCUGUGCCGUUUACCACCACCCCUAAACCUUUUGUUCCGGUCCGCCCUCCAGUGACUCCCCCUAGGCCCUACCUUCCUCCUGUCACUGUAACUACCUCCACGUCUGCUCCAGGAUAUCUGCCUCCAGAUGUAGUACCUGGUGAAUCUAAAGAUCCACCACCGUAUUACGUCACAGGAUCGCUUUUAAAGGAACCAUUCUUAACCACGCCGUCGCCCGCCAUCCCAGACACCCCUUCAGGCUGCGCUGCGGCUCUGAAGUGUACCCCCAUUGAGUUCUGUACAGCUGAGGGAGUCAUCUCCACCACCGCUGUUGUUCUGACCAGAGAUCAGGAGGCGUACAGAGUGCCUUUGACGGACUGCAAAGACGUUGGAACCGGUACGAUCGGCAAGUGCUGCAGAGACCCGCUCUACACUGAUCCCUGGCCAACCAACCAGCUCGGCAAAUGGGUGCCCGGCGUAUUCGGAGGGAACGACGGGAAAUAUGUGCCCGACAGCAACCCUCAAUCAAACAAUCCUCGCGGGCAGGUCACUGGACGACCACCAGUCACUGGUUCAGUGAUCCGAAACGAGUACAAGCCCUCAACUCCUGGUCCCUAUGGUCCCAACCAAGUGACCCCUGGAUUCCCCUCAAGCACCGUAUCGUCCUUCAAAGGACAGGGCUCAGUUACAUCAUUCGGGCAAGGACAGUACAGCCAAGGCGGUGUAGGACAGUACAGCAAAGGAGGUCAAGGUCAAUACACUGUGGGAGGCCAAGGUCAAUACACUGUGGGAGGCCAAGGUCAAGUCACGCAAGGCGGCAAGACUCAGUUCGUCCAGAGAGAACAGACUCAGUUCGGCCAAGGCGGACAAGGUCAAGUUGGAAUUGGAGGACAAGGUCAAGUCGGAAUUGGAGGACAAGGUCAAUUCGGGAUUGGACAACAAGGACAGAUUGGAAUCCAACAAGGUGGUGGCCAGACGCAGACUGCACAAGGAACUCAAUUCAGCACUAACACACAAUCGUUUGGCCAAAAAGGUCAAGGUCAAGUCGUGAGGCAAGGUCAAGGGUCAUACGUUGAGCAGGGACAAGGAGGUUUCGGAGUGGGAGGAAGAGGACAAUACACCGUGGGAGGACAGGGUCAACUGGAAAUUGGAGGAGGCGGUGCCCAAGGUCAGUUCACCCAAGUCCAAGGAGAAACCCAGAAGACUUUCAACCAAGGAUCAGGAUUCGGUAUCGGUAUCGGCCAAGGACAGACUGGUUUCGGCAUCUCCACCGGUUUCGGCCAAGGCGUCAUUCAGGGUCAAGGCCAAGGAGUCCGCCAAGGUUUUGGCUCAGCCAUCCAGCAAGGUUUCGGCCAAGCGAUCGUCCAAGGGGAAGGGGAAACGAGCGCAUCCGAAGGAGUGUACCGAGUCUUCUUGGGACGAUACAGCGGCGGCAACGGACAGUGCGGACUUCUGAACGGUCAGAAGCCUUACGGAAACCGCAACGACCUGGAAGUAGACUUCGCCGAAAUCCCAUGGCAAGCGAUGGUUCUUCUCCAGACGAACAGGAGCCUCCUCUGCGGUGGAGUCAUCACCAGACCUGAUGUAGUGGUUACUUCGGCUUCCUGUGUUGAUGGGCUCGACGCCAAGAACGUUCUGAUCAAGGGAGGAGAAUGGAAACUUGGCGUGGACGACGAGCCACUGCCAUUCCAGAUCGUCCAGGUCAAAACCAUCGUCAAGCACCCGUACUACAAGAUCGGCAGCCUGAAGAACGACGCCGCCAUCUUGGUUCUCUCUGAGAACUUACGACUGGCCAAGAACAUCCAGCCCAUUUGCCUGCCCGAGUCGGGAGAGACUCUGGACGCUUUUUACAACGGAGCUGGAGAGUGCAUCGUGACUGGUUGGGGCAAGCAGGUCCUGCAAGCCCACUUAGCUGGCAGCAUCAUGCACAGCCUCAACGUGUCGCUUCUCAACCCCGGAGAAUGCCAGGCCAAGCUGUCGUCCGACUACCCUCACCUACUGGAACAGUAUGACCAGGACAGCUGCGCGUGCGGACAGCCGCUGAACCCUGUCAACAAUAUCUGCAAGGUUGACAUCGGAAGUGCGUUGGCUUGCACCACGGACAACUCGCACUACGUACUGAGAGGAUUGUACUCAUGGGACUCAGGCUGUCAGACCGGCAACCAAAUCGCUGCAUUCUACAAAUUCGACCUCGAAUGGUACGAAUGGGCGAUCGGCCUGAUCGAGAGCACCCGCUUCGCGAAAUUCGCCAUCGGCUCUAAAGUAACCCAGAACCGCUUCUCCAGUCAAAUCAAGGGCAGCAGCAGCCAGUUCGGAGGCAGCAGCCAAUACAACAGCGGUGUUAAGGGAGUCACAUCAAGCGGGAUCAAGGGUGGCGUUAAAGGGGCCGGUUUCCAGGAACAAACUGGUGGAUUGAUCGCUGGAGCAUUCCAAGGAUCGUCAGCCACCGCCUCAGCGACCACCGGCUCAUCAGGAACAGGUUUCGGAUCUGGAAUAUCCGGAUCAGGAUUCGGCAACGGAGCCGGUUUCGGAUCCGGCGCAGGCUUCGAAGGCUCAGCCAUUAAAGGCGGAUUCGGCACAGGCCAGUUCGGCUUCAGCCAGUUCGGCUCCAGCUCGAAAUUCACUGAAGGAAGCGCCAACGGUGGUUUAGUGCAAUCGGAAAUUAAGGGACCUAUCUCUAACAGCUUCAGCGCCACUUAUUCCGAGAAGAAGGUCUUCCAGACCGAGCCUAAAAUCAUCACCUACACAACGAAGCCCGAAAUCGUGACUUUCACUACCAAGCCCGAAAUCGUCACCUUCACGACUAAACCUGAAUACUUCACGUUUACAACUAAGCCCAAAAUUGUGACUUACACCACUAAGCCCCAGAUUAUCACAUAUGAAACCUCUGGCAGUGGAACCAACCCUCAAUAUGUCGCUCCAGGAGUGACGUUCAACCCUUCCUUCGGUGAGGCAGCCGGUCUUCACAAACACAAUGCUCAAUGUAAGUGCCUUGAAAAGGGCAAGAAAUGAGAAGGUGAUAAUCUAAAUUUUAAAUUGGUAACAAGAUUUCGGAGUGAUAAGUGCCAUAAAUAAAUCUAUCCCCAAUUUGUUCACAGUACAAACCUAUAUGAGUUCCUAUCGAGUUACCAUAUACUUACUGUACGGUGCUAUCACUAAAAAGUCGAACGAAAAACCCGAGUCAAAAUUAUUUUAUUUAUACGAUAAUAAAAUAAAAUUUUCUGUAAAUAGGUAGGCUAUAUGAUUAUCCAACGAAUCUAGUUCUCUUAUUGUAUUAUUAAUUAUAAUAAAAGUAUUGCAUUAUGUAUUAUUAUGUAUUUUUUGUAUCUAAAAACUGCCAUUUUUGUUGUAUUCGAUUUUUACUUAUGCUUUUUACGCGAUAUUGUAUUAUUAUUAGAUAAGUCAAGUAUUUUUCCCUCUCAGUAACACCCACUGAAAAUGUAGGCCCUAUUGAAUCAAAUGCUAACAGGUUUUGAUCAAACUAAAAUAUGAAUCUAGUGUUUUAAAGAGAUCACUAAGUUAUACUUCAUUAAAACGAUCUUCUUUGACCACAAAAGUUUCAUAAAUUGAUUCAGAAGGCAAGAGGCCUGAGUAUUUUUAGUUAUUAUUAUUUUCAGAAUGUUAAUAAGUAAAAUUUUUAAUCAUAAAUUAGGUUUUUGACCGUAUUGGUUUAAACUACCAAUGUGGUUGACCAUCUAAUAGAUCGGCUGUAGCAAUAAUUACUUUAAGUUCUUUUAUAUUAAACAAAUUCAAUAUAUUGUAUUGUAUACACUUGAUUGUUACAUUUAGUAAUAAAGUAACUGAAAUAAAAUGGAGGUAUUUUACAUAAUAUAAA